Messenger RNA from Contarinia nasturtii (swede midge), 2102 nucleotides. Its product is annotated as elongation of very long chain fatty acids protein-like. Bases 567 to 1466 code for a protein of 299 amino acids. The transcript has 8 exons. Gene Ontology annotation, cellular component: endoplasmic reticulum membrane. Gene Ontology annotation, molecular function: fatty acid elongase activity. Lineage: Eukaryota; Metazoa; Arthropoda; Insecta; Diptera; Cecidomyiidae. Gene Ontology annotation, biological process: fatty acid elongation, saturated fatty acid; very long-chain fatty acid biosynthetic process; fatty acid elongation, monounsaturated fatty acid. The record is from RefSeq and is a predicted model, not a curated record.
UCGAUUUCAAAUUUAGUUGAUUAUUAAAAUUGGCGAAAUUCAGUCGCAAAUUAGCACGUUAUCAUGAUUUUCUAAAAAUCAAAGCAAAAGCAAAAGCAAAAAACAUAACAACAAAUCGUUCGCUUUUUGGUUACUUUGAUAAAAAAAACAGCAACAAAAUAGAAAUUAUAUUGAUAUCCGAUAAAAGAAAAUAACAAAUAUAGUUUUACCAAUUGUGUGAAUAUAACAGCAAAAUCAUUUGAUAAAUAAAAAGUGUGAGCAAAAAAUAAAUAAUUCCAAAGUUUUGUGCAGUUUUUGAAUCAAUUGGUGAAAAGUUUAUUAUUUUUUUUUGUUUAACAAGUUUUAAAAAGAUUCUCGGUGUGUAUUCUUCUUCAUUGUAUCCGGUUUGCAGACGCGGAGCCUGUGCUAUAGUGCCGUUUAUUGUGACCUGUUCAAUUCAUUAGCGUGAAGUGAACUCGAGCAAUCGCAUCAAAUCGAUCGACUUCAGGCCGACCAAUAUUGUACUCUGUGAAUUUUUUUUAUUGAAUUAAUUUCUCGUCGUCUUUAAGUUAAUAAAAUUACAAAAAAUGUCACUCUACGAUAACAAAUUUAUGGAAUAUUACAACUACAUAUUCACUGAUUUGGCAGAUCCACGGACUAAUAAUUGGCCACUAAUUUCAUCACCUCUGCCCGGCAUCAGCAUCUUAGCCGCCUAUUUAUAUUUUGUACUAUCAUGGGGACCAAAAUACAUGGCCAAUCGAAAACCAUACAAAUUGGAACGAACCCUUAUUGUAUACAAUAUUAUUCAAGUCAUUGUUAGCACAUACAUUUUCUAUGAGGGCGCAUUCAAUGGAUGGUUUGCUCAUUACAAUUGGAAAUGUCAACCAGUUAAUACAUCUCCCGGACCGGACGGCAUGCGGGAAGCACGUGGAGUUUAUUUAUAUUUCUUGGCGAAAAUUUCCGAACUUUUGGACACUGUAUUCUUUGUGUUGCGUAAAAAAGAGCGGCAAAUCUCAUUUUUGCAUUUGUAUCAUCACACAGUAAUGCCAAUGAUCUCAUGGGGUGCUACAAAAUAUUAUCCAGGCGGACAUGGAACAUUCAUUGGAACAAUCAACUCAUUUGUACAUAUUAUUAUGUAUGCCUACUACUUGCUGUCAGCACUCGGACCACAAGUACAAAAAUACCUUUGGUGGAAGAAGCACAUUACAAACAUGCAAAUGAUUCAAUUCUGUAUGGCGUUCUUGCAUUCAUCACAACUGAUCUGGAAUGAUUGUGGCUACCCAAGAUGGUCUGUCUGCUUCACAAUGCCGAAUGCAAUCUUCUUCUAUUUCUUGUUCAACAAUUUCUACCAAAAAUCGUACACAGGAGACGAAUCGGUCAAAAGCGAAAAGACCAAACAAAAAGCUCUGAACGAUAACAACAACAACAACGACAGCAACAACAAUGAAAACAGCAAAAAUAAAGACUUGAAUAAAAAACAAAAUUAAGUAGUAACUAGUAGAUCGAACAACAAAUAAAGAGAAACAAGAACUUUGUUGUUGUUUUAAUUUAACAAAAAAAAGAAAGAAAAAAAACGAAUGAAAAAAAGACAAAUUAUUUAUAACGUGGACUGUUUUAACUUCACAUACAAAUAAGAUUCGAUUUGCGACAAAAUGUUCUUUUUGUAUUUGUCAGUACAAGAAGUAUAUUUUUUUCUUUUACUUAUAAGUAGGAUAGAUAUAUAUGUCUCUGAAAAUGGAUAUUCGCCGUAGGGAUAAUAUUCAAGUUCAUGCAAGCAUAGAUUGUAUUGGCAUAAUCAAGUAUAUUGGUGUAAUUGAUUAAGCAUAAGCAUAGAUGAAAUAGGCUACAAAUGAAGAAAAAAAAAUGAUGCAAUUUUAAAGAGAAAACAAAUUCCAUUGUAUUGAUUGUCAGUAGUAUUAAAUUCAUUUCAAAUGCUCAUGUAGUGUGGAAUCACCGAUGAUCGUCCUUUGACUGCUUAGUAUUCAUUACGUGCAAUUUCACACAGACACAAACACACACCAUUUUCAAUCACGAAGAAAAUACAAUAAGAGAAACUACUCUCAAUCAGAGUAUGUGUCGGUGAAUCUAUGAUAUAUGUGAAUAUAAAAAAAAUCCCUUUUUUA